AUGCUAUUAUUCACGGGCGAGGACAGGCGGAACGGCAGCAAAAGUCGGCCGGCUAUCACUUUGGGUGAAGGAGUGGCUAAAUGGUCGAGCGCGCGCGAUCGGCUGCAGAGUCGUAGUACUAGACGAAAUAAGCAUUGGGAGCUGAGGCGGUCGAGGGCGGCGGAGGGAGACGGCGGCGGCGGCGUGCGGGAGCCUUUUCGCAGAGUCCUUGACCGUGAGACCUGGCGCAGCGAGAAGGAGGAAGAAGAAAGAAGAAGAGGAAGAGGAGGGAGAAGGCGAGGAUGUGAAGGAGAUGAAGAAGUGAAGUUCGGCCUCGCUGUCGUUUUUCCCUUUCUCGCUCUUUUUUCGUUCUUUCGCCAGCCAAACGAAGGCGAAGGAGCUAGUCAGGGGGUCGACGAAUCGGGUUAG
Nannizzia gypsea CBS 118893 is the source of this 408-nucleotide messenger RNA. RefSeq lists its product as hypothetical. NCBI's taxonomy places the organism in Eukaryota, Fungi, Ascomycota, Eurotiomycetes, Onygenales, Arthrodermataceae. The record is from RefSeq and is a predicted model, not a curated record. The coding region runs from base 1 to 408 and encodes 135 amino acids. The transcript has 3 exons.